Messenger RNA from Oikopleura dioica, 1767 nucleotides. NCBI's taxonomy places the organism in Eukaryota, Metazoa, Chordata, Appendicularia, Copelata, Oikopleuridae. The record is from the annotation of a GenBank genome assembly.
AUGUCGGUGUCGGACUUGAGUGAGGCUGAAUCAGAAUUAGUCUUCGAAAGAACCUCUCCUUCGUCUAAAACACUUCUGUUAGAAAAUAAAGAAGAGCGCUUCACAAAAGUAUCCCAGUCAGAAAGUCAAGAAGAAUGCGGCUGCUCGUGCGACUCUGCUGUUCUGGUGUCGCCGAUCAUGAGCAUUUGCGAGCACUCUCUCGCGCUGGAGAGUCGCUACAUGAGAAAUCAAGGAAGAGAACACGGCAUAAAAAUUGUUGAGAAUCCUGGUUCCGGCAUGAAGAAGCCGCAGCUGAUAAAUAUGAUUUUAAACAUCACGCAGCGGCAGGGCACGACCCAGAGGCUUCUCAGUCAUCUUUACACGAAAAAUCUCCUCCCAGAUGCAGAAGAGUGCCCUAUUGAUCGAGAAGAAGUCAGAGAACAAUGCCGUCGACUCCUGAUCGUGACAAUCACAGCGUUUAUGAACCCGAAUUUAGAGAGAAGCACAGUAAUUAAGCGACGAAUGGGCAUGGCAACCAAAGCACUAAGAGACAAGGUUGGCUUUGAACGAUCAGUCAACUUCUCCAACUCGAAAAUGAUGCUGGUUUUGAUCUACGAGGCCUUCAUAAAAUCUCGAUAUCAUUCCGUGCGAGAAAUUUGGAUCCUUGACUUGGUGGUUUUAUUUAUUCAUUUGAAGCUAUUCGCACGACAGUUUGAUAAAAGGUCCAUUUCAAAAAUCGAGUUAGGCGCUCACGGUCGAGCCCUCAUCGUCGAAUCCAUGAUUCAGCCAAUACAGGAGGCGUUUGGCAAAGAUGUGUGGCUUGAGUUCUUUCUUGGCUUCUACGAGACGCCAAUUUAUGAAAACCGAGGAAUGGGCAACUGCAAAUUGAGCAAGGACGAUCACGGCGAGUACUUCCUCCUCAUCGCGCUCGGAUUGGUGCGAGUCGAAGACCUACUGCACUGGCAAACGCGACAACUCAUUCAACAAUCGAAAUUCAGCAAAAUCAAGUCGAUUUAUGGAAAAUUCUUGGCGUCGAACAUGCAUCUCGACUUCGACACGGUUCCAGCGUCGUCUUAUUUUUCCGAGCCGCAAGGAGCAGUCGCCAACCGAUUAAUGGAGUAUCUUCUCGAUGAGAACUGUAUUGCCGACAUCAACGAGAUGUUCCGUGUGCUGCCCAUGCUCCCGGACGAGCUGGAGACAUUUGCGCGAAUUCUAUCCCGAACGUCAGGGAUAAUUCAAGCUCAGAGCGCCGAAAGAGUCAGAAUUCCAAAGAACUUUCUCGUCAAGUAUCUCACUGUCUUCCUCGACGCUUCUGUCUUCUCAUUCAACUUCUUUUUGAUCAUGGCGAACUCGCUGAUUCCAGCAUUCACUUCAAAAGAAACGUCCAAUCUAUCACUUGCAUUUACGAUGAAAAGAUAUUUUUCCACGCUAGCCGAGUAUUUCUGCAGGACAUUUAUCGACGUUCCUAUUUCAGAAGAAAGGUACGAGCUUUGGUAUGAGCCAAUUAUCUGGACACUGUGUCUCCAGAACAAAAAUAUUCCCAAUCGAAAUAUUAUGCUUUCAAUAGUCAAUCAUCCUGUGUACAAAAUUGGACCUUCCUGGUGCUGCCGAAAGAAAUUUCGAGGACGCACCUCGAUCAGAGAAAGCACAAUUACAUGUUUCCAAGUUUGCGAGCGUCUAUUUAAUUUAAACCCAAAUUUCUUCAACUCUUCACUGGCUCUCGGAGAAAACAGCUGCAGCCAUUUUCACUCCUUCAGAAGACUCAACGAGCAUGACCCGUGGAGUUAG